CAAUGAAAACGCGGCAUGGGAGGAGUUGGAACGUGGCAGGCCCCGCCCCCUGGACUUUGUGCUUUUGCAGUCGAGUCCGCGUCUCAUUUUCCGCUUCGCAGUUUGUCCUCUUCGGAGCUGCCGUCCUUCCGCUCCCAUUUUAAAAGCUGUACUCGGGACAAGAUGGCUGCCGCAACGAGUCGCUACUACAGUGAGGGAGGAAGAGCCACUAAAAGGCAAAAAACGGACAGCGACGGAAUGACCACGGAGGUUUAUGAGGACCCUCAUAAGCCCCUGCCCUCGCUGGUGGUGCACAUUAGGGGUCUGGUGGACGGCAUCACCGAGUCUGACCUGGUGGAGGCGCUGCGAGAGUUUGGCACCAUCAGCUAUGUGGUGCUGAUGCCGAACAAGCGCCAGGCUCUGGUGGAGUACGAGGACAUGGGCGGCUCGUGCAACGCGGUGACGUACGCCAACGACAACCAGGUGUACAUUGCUGGACGCCCCUGCUACAUCAACUAUUCCACCAGUCAGAAGAUCUCUCGGCCCGGGGACUCAGGCGAUGCCCCCAGUGUCAACAACAUCCUGCUCUUCACCAUCAUGAACCCCAUCUACCCAAUUACCACGGACGUGUUGUACACCAUCUGUAAUAACUGUGGCCCUGUGCAGAGGAUCGUGAUCUUCAGGAAGAACGGCGUCCAGGCCAUGGUGGAAUUUGAUUCGGUCCAAAGUGCUCAAAGAGCAAAAGCAUCACUCAACGGAGCCGAUAUCUACUCCGGCUGCUGCACCCUCAAAAUCGAAUAUGCCAAGCCAACUCGACUUAAUGUGUUCAAGAACGAUCAGGACACUUGGGAUUACACCAACCCGAGUCUGAGCGGCCAAGAUGCUGAUUCAGACGGCAAUUGGAACAGUUCUCAAGACCCCACUACAAAUCCAAACAAGCGCCAGAGGCAGCCAGCUCUGCUUGGAGACCACCCACCCGAAUAUGGCGGUCCUCAGAGUGGUUACGGUCACUAUGAUGAAACGUACGGCCCCCCUCCUCCACACUACGAGGGCCGGAGAAUGGGACCACCUCUGGGCCGGACCCGUGGCGGCCCUCGUUACGGAGGCCCUCAGUACGGUCACGGCCCUCCUCCUGAAUACGCCGCUCAGGCCGACUCUCCCGUCAUCAUGGUUUACGGCCUUGACCCCUUUAAGAUCAACGCCGAGCGCAUUUUCAAUAUCUUCUGUCUUUAUGGCAACGUUGAGAGGGUGAAGUUCAUGAAGAGUAAGCCAGGUGCUGCUAUGGUGGAGAUGGGGGACUGUUACGCAGUGGAGAGAGCCAUCUCGCAUCUCAACCACACCAUGCUCUUCGGGCAGAAACUCAACAUUUGUGUAUCAAAGCAGCAGGCUAUAAUCCCCGGGCAGUCAUAUCAGCUGGAGGAUGGCAGCACCAGCUUUAAGGAUUUCCACGGCAGCAGGAACAACCGCUUCAGCACUGCCGAACAGGCGGCCAAGAACCGCAUCCAGAGGCCCAGCAACGUCCUGCACUUCUUUAACGGCCAACCGGACAGCUCAGUCGAGAUCUUCAACCAGAUCUGUGAAGAGCUCGCCAUAAAGCCUCCAAACAGCGUCAAACUUUUCACAGGAAAAAUGUGUGUCGGUGCUGCAGGUGAGAGGAGUGCGUCUGGUCUGUUGGAAUGGGAGACGAUCAACGAUGCGAUGGAAGCGCUCUCCGUGAUGAACCACUACCAGAUGAAGAACCCUACCGGACCGUACCCCUUCACUCUGAAGCUAUGCUUCUCCACGGCCCAGAAUGCUAACUGAACCCUGACCUCUGACCCCACAAUGUGUCCCAAGGUGGCUCUGUGGUUUUUUUUUUUUUUUUUUUUUUUUUGUACAAAUGUAGUGUUUUUGUUCCUAUGUGAUUUUUUUGAUCAUUUUUAUUAUUGUUUAAGCUCUUUUUUCCUGCCCUGUAUAUCAUGGCAAAUUAAGAAAGAUAAUUAAAAAAAGAUGUUUUCGUUCUCUAAAUAAAAGCCAUUAGUAAACCCUGUCGGAAA
Molecule: messenger RNA, 2015 nt
Organism: Pangasianodon hypophthalmus (striped catfish)
Lineage: Eukaryota; Metazoa; Chordata; Actinopteri; Siluriformes; Pangasiidae
Gene: hnrnpl
Product: heterogeneous nuclear ribonucleoprotein L
Exons: 14
Coding region: 16-1782 (588 amino acids)
Biological process (GO): mRNA processing; regulation of RNA splicing
Cellular component (GO): nucleus
Molecular function (GO): mRNA binding
Source: RefSeq, a predicted model, not a curated record